AUGGGCUUUGAUUGGAAAUGGAGAGGAUGGGUUAGGGAGUGUAUCGGUACAGCAUCCAUGGCAAUCCUAAUAAAUGACUCCCCAUCUAAACCAUUCAAAAUGGAGAGAGGUUUGAGACAAGGUGAUUUUCUGUCUCCGUUCUUGUUUGUUCUGGUAGUGGAUGUCCUACACAAGAUGAUAGGGGAGGCGGUGAGGAACAAACGAAUUUUUCCGCUGCUGGUUGGCAAGGAAAGUAUAGAGUUGUCUCAUCUCCGGUUUGCAGAUGACACUAUAUUAUUCUGCCCAUCGGAGGAGAAGACCAUCAAAAACUAUGCCAGAUUGCUAAGGUGCUUUGAGAUAAUGUCGGGAUUAACAAUUAACUUCGAUAAAUCAAGUUUAAUCCCAAUCAAUUGUGAACAGCAUUGGACUGACAAUAUGUGCAGUUUGUUGGGAUGUAAAGAGGCGAAUCUUCCAGUCAGAUAUCUUGGCAUUCCUCUAGGUGCAAACCCAAGGCUGGUCAAGACAUGA
Messenger RNA from Arachis ipaensis, 507 nucleotides. The record is from RefSeq and is a predicted model, not a curated record. Lineage: Eukaryota; Viridiplantae; Streptophyta; Magnoliopsida; Fabales; Fabaceae.